AGGUUUUUCACACACUACCCCUACUGCUAUGGGUACUGGAAGAAGUACGCGGACCUGGAGAAGCGCCACGACAACGUCAAGCAGUCAGACGAGGUACGUAGGGCCCAGGGCCAGCGCUGCCACCAGUCCCAAAGCCAACAAUGACUGUCCCACUGCGAGUCAUUGGGCUGCCAGUGCCUGCCCUGCACGGCCAGGGCUCGAGGGACGUGUUUGCACGUGUCCCAGCUGUGGCAUUUGGAGCUAAUGUUCUCUCUCUUUGUUGGCAGGUGCGUUAAACCUCUACAGUUUGUCAAGCUUUGCAGUGCAAGCCUCUGUAUUACACUGCAGCUUAACAAGUAGGGCAGGGCUUUUCUGUCACUUCCAUUUAUUACUCAUUUUCAAAACAAUAUAGUUGGUUUGCUGGUCACAAUUGCUCCAUCUUAUUGCAUUUUUGGUCAGACGCUGUCAAUGAUGCUCUAAUGGGUCUGUGCCCUAUGGUCUGUACCCCAAAGCCUGCCCACACAACCUGGUCAGAAUGCAGGGACCGCUGCGCUUUGAAGAUCAAGACUCUGCACGUGGAGAUCAGAACAUUGCCAUGUUCUAUCCAACCUCCACCCGAAUGGUCUAUCGCCGAGGGCUUCAGGCAAUUCCUCUUAGUGUUGAUCUUUGGAUACAUUAUAUAAACUUCCUAAAGGAGACCUUGGACCCUGCUGAUCCUGAAACUAACAGUACCAUCCGGGGAGCCUAUGAACACGCAGUGCUGGCUGCUGGGACAGAUUUCCGUUCUGACAGACUCUGGGAAAUGUAUAUAAACUGGGAAAAUGACCAGGGAAACCUAAGGGAAGUUACAUCCAUCUAUGACCGCAUCCUGGGAAUCCCAACGCAGCUCUACAGCCAUCAUUUCCAGAGGUUUAAAGAGCACAUCCAGAACAACCUGCCCCGAGACUUCCUGACCACUGAGCAGUUUGUGCAGCUGCGCCGGGAGCUGGCGGCCGCCAGCGGCCACAGCGGCGAGGACGGGGACGAGCUGCCCUGCGGCACCGAGGACAUCACCGACCCCGCCAAGCUAAUCACUGAGAUAGAGAACAUGAGGCACAGAAUCAUUGAGAUCCAUCAGGAGAUAUUUAACCACAACGAGCAUGAAGUCAGUAAGAGGUGGACGUUUGAGGAAGCGAUCAAGAGGCCUUACUUUCAUGUAAAACCUCUGGAGAAAAUUCAGCUGAAAAACUGGAAAGAGUACUUAGAGUUUGAGAUAGAGAAUGGCACUCACGAGCGAGUCGUGGUCCUCUUUGAGAGAUGUGUCAUUUCAUGUGCCCUCUAUGAGGACUUCUGGAUCAAGUAUGCCAAAUACAUGGAGAACCACAGCAUCGAGGGCGUGAGGCACGUGUACAGCAGGGCCUGCACCAUCCACCUGCCCAAGAAGCCCAUGGUGCACAUGCUGUGGGCAGCCUUCGAGGAGCAGCAGGGCAACAUUGAUGAAGCCAGAAGGAUCCUGAAGACGUUUGAGGAGUGCAUCCUGGGGCUGGCCAUGAUCCGCCUGCGCAGGGUGAGCCUGGAGCGCCGGCACGGCAACAUGGAGGAGGCGGAGCAGCUGCUGGAAGAUGCUGUCAGGAAUGCCAAGUCCAUCAGUGAAGCCUCCUUCUAUGCCAUCAAACUCGCCCGGCACCUCUUCAAAGUGCAGAAAAACCUGCCAAAGGCAAGAAAAGUGCUGUCAGAAGCCAUAGAACUGGACAAAGAAAACACCAAACUGUACCUGAACCUGCUGGAGAUGGAGUACAGUGGUGACCUCAAGCAGAACGAGGAGAACAUCCUGAGCUGCUUUGACAAGGCUGUCCAUGGGGCCUUGUCCAUCAAAAUGAGGAUCACAUUCUCCCAGAGAAAAGUGGAAUUCCUGGAAGAUUUUGGGUCUGAUGUGAACAAGCUCCUGGAUGCCUACGACGAGCACCAGGCACUGCUGAAGGAGCAGGAGACGCUGAAGCGGCGGGCGGAGAACGGCUCGGAGGAGCCGGACGAGAAGAAGCUGCUGACGGAGGACCCGAGCCUGGCGUCGGCGCAGCUCAUGGACGGGGACAUGCAGGUCAACCAGGCCGCCUACAACUACAACGCCUGGUACCAGUACAACUACCAGAACGCCUGGAAUUACGGACAGUAUUACCACACAACUUGAUCCCCGGAGGGAGUGGAGUUCACUGUGCUGCAGUUUCAACAAAGAUGGAAUAAAAAAAUAUAUUUUUCUAAUUUUGGGCUGUGAAAGAACUGUUGUGCCACCUGCUUUUGGUCCUCUGCAUGUGAACCGAGCUGCUGCUCACAGGGUAUGUGUGAAGCAAGAUUUGUGUGCUGGUAACUGAUAAAUGGUCUCUGUACAAUUCUCAUUUACCAUAAAUGAUUUUUUUUAAUUCCCUGCACUAAUUUAUGGAGUAUCAGAAGAAUUCUCAUCGGUCUCAUGAUUCCAUAAUUGAGUGGGUGAAGCUGUGGGGCUUUGGGUUGGUUUUGCCCCAGAGCUGCUCUGCUGCCCGGCCCUGGCCCCGGGGCUGAAGCCAAGGCUUGUCCUGCUCCCAGCCCGACUGGAGGGGGCUGUGUUGGGAUUGGGGGCCUUGGCAGAGCUGCCAUACGGGUUCUGUAGUGUGGGAGGGGCAGGGAUUAAAACCACCUUUGUUCUUUUUUAAAAGCACAAACUGUGUUUGGGAUGAGUUUUGUAUUUAGAGUUUUUCAUGUACACGGUGUGAGCAAAACUUUUUUCAUUUUGAUCAAAGUGAUCAUUCCCAUUUUUGUAAUAAAAGCGAGGAAUUCAGUA
This is a messenger RNA of Corvus hawaiiensis (hawaiian crow), 2773 nucleotides long. RefSeq names its product pre-mRNA processing factor 39 (gene PRPF39). Gene Ontology annotation, cellular component: U1 snRNP; U2-type prespliceosome; commitment complex. Lineage: Eukaryota; Metazoa; Chordata; Aves; Passeriformes; Corvidae. The record is from RefSeq and is a predicted model, not a curated record. Gene Ontology annotation, biological process: mRNA 5'-splice site recognition; RNA processing. Bases 515 to 2146 code for a protein of 543 amino acids. Gene Ontology annotation, molecular function: protein binding. The transcript has 12 exons.